Molecule: messenger RNA, 1915 nt
Organism: Syngnathoides biaculeatus (alligator pipefish)
Lineage: Eukaryota; Metazoa; Chordata; Actinopteri; Syngnathiformes; Syngnathidae
Product: G protein-activated inward rectifier potassium channel 1-like
Exons: 3
Coding region: 377-1915 (512 amino acids)
Biological process (GO): potassium ion import across plasma membrane; regulation of monoatomic ion transmembrane transport
Cellular component (GO): plasma membrane
Molecular function (GO): G-protein activated inward rectifier potassium channel activity
Source: RefSeq, a predicted model, not a curated record
AAGUAAAAAGCUUUCAGGAGACACACGGCAAACCUACUGUUGUGCAUCAGGUAUGCGUGUGCAAUAUUUAUUUACUGUCAUCAAUAUUUAGGGACGCAACUCGAGUGGACAAUUAACAACGGAAGACGCCACGCAAGGAAAGUUGCCACUCGUGUCCGAGGACUGAGUGUGUGUGUGUGCAGAAUCCGCAGGCACUUUUUGCAGUUUUUGCACCCCCAGUUUCGGAGCAUGCGAGCGUCGGGCUGGAUGCGCGCUGCUCUCGCGGUGGAGGUGGGGUGGCCGCGCGGGUGGGGGCGCGCGGGGCAGCCAACUUGCGCCAACAACAUCAACAACUAUUGAGCGCUCGAAAGAAAGGAGCGAGCGAUCCGCAAAAGCCAUGGCGGCCAUCCGCAGGAAACUGGGCGAGGACUACCAGGUGGUGAACACCAGCCGGGGCGCGACUUUCUGCGCGCCGGCCAAGAGGAAACGCCAGCGCUUCGUGGAGAAAAACGGCCGCUGCAACGUGCAGCACGGCAACCUGGGCGGCGAGACCAGCCGCUACAUCUCGGACCUGUUCACCACGCUGGUGGACCUCAAGUGGCGCUGGAACCUGCUCAUCUUCAUCCUCACCUACACGGUGGCCUGGCUGGUGAUGGCGUCCAUGUGGUGGCUCAUCGCCUACGUCCGCGGCGACCUGAGCCGCGGCGGCCACGACGAGUCCUACACGCCGUGCGUGGCCAACGUGUACAACUUCCCGUCCGCCUUCCUCUUCUUCAUCGAGACCGAGGCCACCAUCGGCUACGGCACCCGCUACAUCACCGAGAAGUGCCCCGAGGGCAUCAUCCUCUUCCUUUUCCAGUCGCUGCUGGGCUCCAUCGUGGACGCCUUCCUGAUCGGCUGCAUGUUCAUCAAGAUGUCGCAGCCCAAGAAGCGCGCCGAGACGCUCAUGUUCAGCCAGGACGCCGUCGUCUCGCAGCGGGACGGCCGGCUGUGCCUCAUGUUCAGGGUGGGCAACCUGAGGAACAGCCACAUGGUCUCCGCGCAGAUCAGGUGCAAGCUUAUCAAGUCUCGUCAGACCCCCGAGGGCGAGUUCCUGCCUCUGGAUCAGUGCGAGCUGGACGUGGGCUUCGGCACGGGCGCCGACCAGCUCUUCCUGGUGUCGCCGCUCACCAUCUGCCACGAGAUCAACAGCAAGAGCCCGUUCUUCGACCUUUCCCAACGCUCGCUCGUGAACGAGCAGUUUGAGAUCGUCGUCAUCCUCGAGGGCAUCGUGGAGACAACUGGUAUGACGUGUCAGGCUCGGACGUCUUACACGGAAGACGAAGUCUUGUGGGGACAUCGGUUCUUGCCCGUCAUGUCCCUGGAGGAGGGCUUCUUCAGGGUGGACUACUCUCAGUUUCACAACACCUUCGAGGUGCCCACGCCUCCUUACAGCGUCAAAGAGCAAGAGGAGAAGUCAUCGCUGACGUCGCCCAACCCUCUCCCGGCGGCCCCGGUUCCCUCCUCCCCGCCGGUGGGCAACGGCGGCCGAGGGUGCCGCAGGGCAAGGCUCCUCUCGGCCGACAACGUGGAGCCUGCAGAGAGCCAGGCCGCGAGGCUGCCCAGCAAACUGCAGCGCAUGAGCUCCACCCGAGAGGAGCAACUGUGGAGGGGGAUGAAGACGGCAGUGCCCCUGCCCGGCGGGAAGGCCUCCAGCACGGGUGACCUGCCGCUGAGCAUCCAGAGGAUCAGGUCCGGCUCCAUCCCCGCCGCCCGCCACGGAGGCCGCCCAGAGGAGCGGGUCCAGCUCUUGUCCUUGGACGGGGACGCCGAGGAGGCCGAGCUGGAGAGGCACAGAGCGCCGGCGGCCAUUAACACCAUCACUGCCGCGACUGCCGGCGCGCGGCCGGAGGACAACUUGCCCCCCAAAUUGCGCAGAAUGAACGCGGACCGUUAG